Molecule: messenger RNA, 222 nt
Organism: Linderina pennispora
Lineage: Eukaryota; Fungi; Kickxellomycota; Kickxellomycetes; Kickxellales; Kickxellaceae
Exons: 2
Coding region: 1-222 (73 amino acids)
Source: RefSeq, a predicted model, not a curated record
AUGAGCAACGGCAUCAACGGCACACAGCAAUCCGAGAAUCGGGAGCGGCAGGAGGAGCCGAAUGCGUGGGAUGCAGAGGUGCGCCGGAUAAUCCGGCAAAAGCUGACACUCGUGGUCGAGGACCUCGUACAACAGCAGAAGGAACGUGAGCGGCGAAAGCGCGAGGCCGAGGACGCCGAGAUGGAGCAGAGCGACGACGGCAGCGGCAAGAAGGCGGCCUGA